AUGCUCCUAAAGCCAAAGUAUGGCCGCUUUCGCAACGAGUCUGUGACCUCCUCCGACGACCUGAUGCAGAGCUUAGCCAUGAGCGGCAAAGUUGUGGCCACACCGGUGGUCUCCUCCUCCGCCACGAGACUUCCUCUGCCUCCGCUACCUCCUCUGCCUCCGCUGCCUCCUCUGCCUCCUCUGCCUCCACUGCCUCCUCUGGAUCACACUGCCAGAUCGACCCUGGCCGACUCCCCUUGCCUGGAUGGGGAGCAGGACGCCACCACAACCUUCUGCAUGCUCAUCCCCAAGAUGCCCCAGUGGAAGUUCUCCAACUCCCUGCUCAGCCGGAGCCCGUCCAACUCCAGCUCUAGCAAGGACUCAGGGAAGGCGGCUACUUCCCAGAACUCUUCCUCACAUAGCUCUUCAUCACACAGGCACAGCAGUGCGGCCUCAGCCAGCGGCCCGGUGGCCAGUCUCGCAGCGGUGCUUAACUCAUGUGACCCUGUGUGUGUCACCCCCUGUUCCCUGCAGGCCAUUCGAGGGCAGCGAGCAGUGGCAGCGGCGAACUCGGCCAAUCCAGGGGGCCACGGAUUUGGGGCCACGGAGGCCAUGGCGAGCCCUGGGGGUUCCAGCAGCUCCAGGUCAGGAAUGAACCGCAGGACGAGGGUGGAAGGCAUGUGGCUUGAGGGAGAGGACUUUACCCAGAAGGGUGGCUUCAUACACAAACCCUCUCAAGGCUGGCUGCACCCUGACAAGAAGAUAGCAGGACCAGGAGCGUCUUAUAUUGUCAGGUACAUGGGCUGCAUUGAAGUAUUGAAGUCAAUGCGCUCCCUGGACUUCAACACGCGGACUCAGGUGACAAGGGAAGCCAUUAACAGGCUGUGUGACACUGUGCCAGGCGGAAAGGGAGCGUGGAGGAAGAAGGCCCAGAACAAAAAUCUUGUGUCCGUUAUGGGGAAGAGUAACCUGAGAUUUGCAGGCAUGAGUAUUGCAGUCAAUAUUUCCAUAGAUGGCCUUGGUCUGCUUAUUCCUACAACACGACAGGUGAUAGCGCACCAUCCCAUGCAGUCCAUCUCAUUCGCCUCUGGAGGAGACACAGACACGCCUGAUUAUGUGGCGUAUGUGGCCAAAGACCCAGUGAAUCAGAGAGCAUGUCACAUCCUGGAGUGUGCAGACGGUUUGGCGCAGGGUGUCAUCAGUACCAUCGGCCAAGCCUUCGAGCUGCAGUUCAAACAGUACCUACACAGCCCUCCCAAAACCAUGGCGUCCAUGGAGAGGUCUGCCAGGACAGAAGAGGUGAUGUGGGGGGAGGAGGAGGACUUCUCUGAACAUAAUUACUACAACAGCAUCCCGGGGAAGGAGCCUCCCGUCGGGGGACUGGUGGACUCUAGACUCAGGCCAACUGGAGCUCUGCCGGGUCACAUCCACACACAACCACAGAGCACAACAGCGGCACAGAUGGGCUCCCCAGCGAGGAGGGAGCAGGCGUCUUAUCCCCCCGGCCAGCUGUGCUAUGAACUGCACUGGGACACUGAGACGAGCGGCAGCUCAGGUCUGACAUCCGAUGGUUACCUGUGUGCUGACGGCCAGCCUCCAGGCAGCAGAGAUUACGAGGAACAUCAAUACGUUAACACCCAAAGUCUGGAAAACCUGGAUUAUUUGGCGCAGGGGCCCAAUGGACACAGAGGGCCCAGGGCAGCCGAUAGUCCAAAAAAGGACCUCUUCGACAUGAGGCCUUUCGAGGACGCCCUGAAGCUCCACGAGGCCUGUGGAGGAGCUGCUGGGUCUGCAGCUGGAGUGGGAGGUGUCCGGGUCCUGGAGGACCAGUGGCCCAGCCCUCCACGCCGUCGAGCCCCCGUGGCCCCAAACGAGGAGCAGCUCCGCAGGGAGGCGUGGUACCACAGCCGAAUGAGCAGGCGAGACGCAGAGAAACUCCUUGUCCGAGAUGGAGACUUCCUGGUCCGGGAGAGCACUACCAACCCGGGACAGUAUGUGCUAACCGGCAUGCACUGUGGGCUGCCCAAACACCUCCUGCUAGUGGACCCGGAGGGAGUGGUCCGGACCAAAGACAUGUUAUUUGAGAGCAUAAGCCACCUUAUCUCAUACCACCUUCAGAACGAGCUGCCUAUUGUAGCAGCAGAGAGUGAGCUCCACCUCAAACAGGUGGUCAGGAGGAAACAGUGAGCCGCCUAGCCCCUCAUGGGAAGCUGAAUUCUUGCUUUCCCAUGCAAACAUACAAACAAAUAUGGAAAUAAUUGACUCCGGAUGGAUAUCCAUGUGCAACAAAGGAUAUCAGUGAUGCUU
Cyclopterus lumpus (lumpfish) is the source of this 2286-nucleotide messenger RNA. RefSeq names its product SHC (Src homology 2 domain containing) transforming protein 2 (gene shc2). Gene Ontology annotation, cellular component: plasma membrane. The transcript has 13 exons. The record is from RefSeq and is a predicted model, not a curated record. Bases 1 to 2166 code for a protein of 721 amino acids. Gene Ontology annotation, biological process: intracellular signal transduction; cell surface receptor protein tyrosine kinase signaling pathway. NCBI's taxonomy places the organism in Eukaryota, Metazoa, Chordata, Actinopteri, Perciformes, Cyclopteridae. Gene Ontology annotation, molecular function: receptor tyrosine kinase binding.